AUGCCUCCCGCCACCCAGAAAGCACUCGUCCUUCCAGCCGAGAAGGCAUCCUUUGAACUUGUCACCGACUGGCCCGUGACCCUGCCAGGGCCGACAGAGGUUCUCGUCAAGCCCACUUCUGCUGCGUUGAACCCCGCGGAUGCGUUUAUCAAGGACAACGGCGGUGGACCGCUCGUACCUGCAUACCCGUUCAUCCUCGGGGUCGAUGGCGCCGGUGUUAUCGAGGAGGUGGGCUCUGAGCUCAACAAUGUCGCGAAGGGAGAAAGAGUGAUGGUUCGUGCCGGGCUCGACGUCAAGCGUUCAACGUUCAAGGAAUAUGCAGUAUUUCCUGCCGCCGAAGUGUUGAGGUUCCCUGCCAAUAUCUCUUUCGAUGAAGCGGCGACCAUCCCUCUCGCCUUUGCGACGGCCGUCACCGGCAUCUGGGCUCAUGGAGAAGGCAACCACUCUGCCGAACUCACCCCUCCCUGGUAUGAGGGAGGCACGACGAAGUAUGCGGGCAAAGCUGCGCUCAUCCUUGGGGGCUCUACGUCCGUCGGCCAGUUCGUCAUUCAAUGUGCGCGUAUGCAAAACUUCUCGCCCAUCAUCGCGACCUCAUCCAUCAAGCACGAGGAAUACCUCAAGUCCCUUGGCGCGACCCAUGUCAUCGACCGUUCUCUCUCUUUCGACGAGAUCAAGAACACGCUCUCGUCGCUUACGGCAGGCACCACGAUCGAGCUCGUCUAUGACCCUUGGGGCAGAGACCGCGACUCCCACCGAUUCGGUUACAGUGUCCUUGCGCCUGGUGGAGCGUUCGUCCACGUCAAUCCCUUUGCCGCAGAUUGGCUCGCUGACCUGGUCGCGGAGAGCGAGAAGAAGGGAGAGGACAAGCGGGUGGCGCUCUCAUGGUCCAGCUACAAUAGCCCCGGAAACAAGGAGCUGGGGAAGGAGAUUUUCGACAGGCUGCCCGGAUGGCUCGAAACGGGCGUCAUCGUGCCAAACAGGUUCGAGGUGCUUCCGAACGGUCUUGCGGGGGUCGAUGCGGGCCUGGAGAGGAUGUCGAAGGGCCUGGUCAGCGGGAUAAAGCUUACUGUGCAUCCUGCCGAGACCCUGUGA
Dichomitus squalens LYAD-421 SS1 is the source of this 1092-nucleotide messenger RNA. RefSeq names its product GroES-like protein. The transcript has 5 exons. Gene Ontology annotation, molecular function: oxidoreductase activity, acting on NAD(P)H. The coding region runs from base 1 to 1092 and encodes 363 amino acids. NCBI's taxonomy places the organism in Eukaryota, Fungi, Basidiomycota, Agaricomycetes, Polyporales, Polyporaceae. The record is from RefSeq and is a predicted model, not a curated record.